Cygnus atratus (black swan) is the source of this 1674-nucleotide messenger RNA. RefSeq names its product sodium-dependent phosphate transport protein 3-like. Gene Ontology annotation, molecular function: transmembrane transporter activity. Gene Ontology annotation, biological process: monoatomic anion transport; transmembrane transport. NCBI's taxonomy places the organism in Eukaryota, Metazoa, Chordata, Aves, Anseriformes, Anatidae. The coding region runs from base 39 to 1562 and encodes 507 amino acids. The record is from RefSeq and is a predicted model, not a curated record. The transcript has 11 exons.
GGGCGGGGAGCGCCGGGAGCAGCGGCGGCGCCGGGAGCAUGGAGCGGGCGGCGGGCAGCGCAGAGGCCCCGCACGAGGCCGCCCCCCUGCUCCCCCGGCCACCGGCCCCCAGCUCCGGGCCGUGCUCGGCGCGCUGCGCCCUGGCCCUGCUGGCGCACGGCGCCCUGCUCGUGGCGUACGCGCUGCGGGCCGCCCUCAGCAUCGCCAUCGUCGCCAUCACCGGCAGCAGCCCCCCGAGCGGCGACCGCAGCGCUCCCGGCCCGCGGCCGCCUCAGGCCCCCGCGUACAACUGGAGCGCUGAGACCCAAGGGAUCAUCCUCAGCUCCUUCUUCUACGGCUACGGCCUCACGCAGGCGCUGGGCGGGUACGGCGCGGGGCUCUUCGGGGGGAAGCUGGUCCUGGGCAGCGGGCUCCUGCUCUCCUCCGCCCUCACCCUCCUCGUGCCGCGAGCUGCCGAGCUCGGCGUGGGCGUCCUCGUGGGGCUGCAGGCGCUGCUGGGCUUGGCUCAGGGGGUGAUAUUUCCAGCUCAGUACACACUCUGGGCAAAAUGGGCCCCUCCGCUGGAACGCAGCAGGCUCAUGAAUAUCGCUGAUGCUGGAUGCACUUUUGGAACUUUCUCUGCUCUUCUCGUGGCUGGAAUCAUCUGCCAGAGCCUGGGCUGGCCUCUUGUCUUCUACAUCUUUGGUGGCGUGGGCUGCGCCUGGUGCCUCUGCUGGUUCCUCCUCGUGUACGAGGACCCCGCGAGUCACCCGUGGAUCAGCGCUGGGGAGCGGGAGUACAUCGUGUCGUCGCUGGCUCACCAGGGCAGCUCUCAUGGCCGCUCCCUCCCGCUUGGGGCCAUGGCCAAGUCGCUGCCCCUUUGGGCGAUUGCCAUUGCCUGCUUCUGCACAGACUGGUUGUUCUACAUGCUGCUCACCUCCAUGCCCACGUUCAUGAGCAACGUCCUCCACUUCGACCUCAGAGAGUGGCUCUGGGACCAGUGGUGCUGCAGCCUCCGAGCCCCUGGCUGUGUUGCUUCGUGCCAGGGAAGUGAGAGUGCCUCGUUCCCUGCUCUGCAGAACGGGCUCCUUUCCUCCCUGCCCUACAUUGGGAACGGGCUGGGGCACAUCCUGGCCGGGCUGCUGGCUGAUUUCCUCCUGGCCCGGCGAGUGCUCGGAACAGCAGCUGUCAGGAAGCUCUUCUCAGCGCUGGGGAUGCUGCUCCCCUCCGUCUUCCUGGUGGUUGUGCCUUACAUCGGCAGCAGUUCCACGGCUGCUGUGGUACUUCUAACGCUGGUGUUGACGAUAAUCAGCAUGACAGGGGCAGGCAUCAACAUUAACCACAUCGAUAUAGCGCCCAGAUACGCAGGCUUCUUGCUAGGAGUCACAAAUACCUUUGGCAUAAUCGCGGGGAUUAUUGCACCUACUGCAGUCGGACUUCUCGUCAGCCAGGAUCUCCAGGCGGGCUGGAGGAACGCCUUCUUCGUGGCCGCAGCCCUCAACGUUUUUGGCCUCAUCUUCUACGUGGCCUUUGGCAGCGGGACCGUCCAGGGCUGGGCUCGAGAGGAGCCCGCUGCGCCAUGAGAGCUGCCCACGGCGGGGCUGCGGGGGAGCAGAGCUGGUGUGGGGCGGACGAGAGGGAUCGGGGGGCGGCGGGGGAACGGGACGGGGUUGUCAGUGCUUUGUCACGGCCCCU